AUGACCCAUUGGACCUUUACCCGAUCCGAUCACGGCGGACUUCCGAAUGUGGCGGCAUGGAAUAUCUCCAACGCGCAAGGAUUGUCUUAUCAGAUCCAGCUUGCGUGGCCGCUGGGCUGGAGUACUUUACAAGUCUCGGCCCAGGCAAAUCUUCUCUACUCUGUCGACGGUAACGCUGUUUUCGGGACCGCAUUGGAUGCUGUUCGUCGACGUCGGCUUACUUCCCCAGAUGAGCCGGGGACAGUCGUCAUCGCGAUUGGCUACCCUCUGACCAACAGCGUGUACAGUCCUCGCCGUACGAUAGACUUGACUCCACCCUGCAAGACAUAUGUACCCCCGACCGGACCCGAUGGCCAUCCCCGGCCUGAACCCCAUGGCGGAGCGGAUCAAUUUCUCGCAUUCAUCAAGAAGACAGUGGAACCCUUCGUGCUGUCUUCGAUCUUUCCUAAUGUCACGAUUUGUCGCACAGCACUCUUUGGCCACUCAUAUGGGGGGUUGUUCGCGUUGCAUGUCCUGUUCACGCAACCAGGGAGCUUCGGCACCUUUCUCGUUGCGAGUCCCUCAAUCUGGUGGAACGAUAGAUUGAUUUUGACGGAAGAGACGCAAUUCUAUGACUCUCCUGGACUUCGAAUUAGGCCUAGAGUCCGUCUUUCGUAUGGAUCACAGGAGCAGUUCCCGGCUCGUCACCGAGGAGAGUCGCUGGAUAUGUACGAAAGACGUAAAAGAGGCGCUGCCCAGCGCCGCAUGACCGACAAUUGCGACGAGUUAUAUGAAAGGCUAUCUUCUAGUGGCCGGGUUGAAUGUGAAAAGCGAGUGUACUUGGACGAGGAUCAUGGUAGCGUUAUUGCUCCUGCCUUGAAUGGAGGAAUCUUGUUCUUUACGGAUUGA
Molecule: messenger RNA, 888 nt
Organism: Aspergillus saccharolyticus JOP 1030-1
Lineage: Eukaryota; Fungi; Ascomycota; Eurotiomycetes; Eurotiales; Aspergillaceae
Product: alpha/beta hydrolase
Exons: 2
Coding region: 1-888 (295 amino acids)
Molecular function (GO): hydrolase activity, acting on ester bonds
Source: RefSeq, a predicted model, not a curated record